Danio aesculapii is the source of this 4892-nucleotide messenger RNA. Its product is annotated as gastrula zinc finger protein XlCGF57.1-like. The transcript has 3 exons. The coding region runs from base 70 to 1581 and encodes 503 amino acids. NCBI's taxonomy places the organism in Eukaryota, Metazoa, Chordata, Actinopteri, Cypriniformes, Danionidae. The record is from RefSeq and is a predicted model, not a curated record. Gene Ontology annotation, biological process: regulation of DNA-templated transcription. Gene Ontology annotation, molecular function: RNA polymerase II cis-regulatory region sequence-specific DNA binding; DNA-binding transcription factor activity, RNA polymerase II-specific.
UUACAAAUCUGCUGUGAGUCGGCUGCAGAAAGAGUGUCCUAUCACAAAGAAAAGCAGACUGAUAUAAAGAUGGCGUUUAUUAAAGAGGAGAGUGAAGAUGUGGAGAUUGAAGAAGCUUUCAGAGUCAAACAUGAAGAUCCUGAGGAACAAACAGAUCUGAUGACACUGAAAGAGGAGAGUGAAGUAAUUAAUGAAAUAAAAGAGGAACAUCAAUAUAAAUAUCAUCCUUUCACAGCUGAAGAGAAUACGUUUAGUUGCUUGAAGACUGAAAAGACCUUCUCACAUAUAAUAGGUCAAACGACAGGAAGUCCACAACAUGAGAAGUGUAUCAAUAGCAAAGAAACCCUUAACAAACAAAUUAAAUUUCACAAAAGACAAAAAGCAUCUCCUCAGUGUGGAAAGGGUAUAAAUCAGAAAGCACACUCUAAAGACUAUAGAAAGAAGCGGCACGCAUGCCCUCAGUGUGGAAAGGGCUUCAAUCAUACAGGACACCUUCGAGACCACACUAGGAUUCACACUGGAGAAAAACCCCACAAAUGCUCUCAGUGUGGAAAGAGUUUCAAUAAAAAAGGGCACUACACAGCCCACAUGAGAAUUCACUCUGGAGAGCAACAGUACACCUGCCCUCAGUGUGGAAAGAGUUUCAGUCAGACAGGUCACCUUCGAGACCACAUUAGAGUUCACACUGGGGAAAAACCCCACAGAUGCUCUCAGUGUGGAAAGAGUUUCAAUAAAAAAGGGCACUACACAGCCCACAUGAGAGUUCACUCUGGAGAGCAACAGCACACUUGCCCUCAGUGUGGAAAGAAUUUCAGUCAGUUAGGACACCUUCGAGACCACAUUAGAGUUCACACUGGAGAAAAACCCUACACAUGCUCUCAAUGCGGAAAGAGUUUCACUCAAAAAGGACAAUAUACAGUCCACAUGAGAAUUCACUCUGGAGAAAAACCCUACACAUGCCCUCAGUGUGGAAAAGGUUUCACUCAAAAAGGAAAUUAUAGAGUCCAUACAAGAGUUCACUCUGUAGAAAACCAGCACAAACAACCUCGAUGUGAAAACAGUCACAUAGAAGACCAAGAUGUCUUAGAAGUCCCAGAAGACCACGUUAGAAUUAACACGGUAAAAAACUACACUUGUCCUCAGUGUGGAAGAAGUUUUGGUCAGGCAGGACACCUAGAAGACCACAUUAGAAUUCACACUGGAGAGAAACCCCACACUUGCCAACAGUGUGGAAAGAGUUUCAUACAAAAAGGAAACUAUAGAGUCCACAUGAGAAUUCACUCCGAAGAUAAACCCUACACUUGCCCUCAGUGUGGAAAGAGUUUCACUCAAAAAGGAAACUACAGAGUGCACAUGAGAAUUCACUCUGAAGACAAACCCUACAAUUGCCAACAGUGUGAAAGGAGUUUCACUCAGAAAGAACAUUUUAGAGUCCACAUGAGAGUUCACACUGGAGAGAAACCCUUCACUUGCCAACAGUGUGGAACGCGUUUUGCUCUAAAAGCAUAUCUUAUAAACCACAUGAAAAAACAUCCUACACACACACUGAAGACACUCUGCGAAGUUUCAUGUGAAAAGUAAACCUCAACAGACACAUUCAAAUCCACAAAGGACAAAAAUCUUGCAAUGUUUGACAGAAUUCACAUAUGAGAGAACUGUCUAUAUUUCAACAUAGUGGAACAUGUUUCAUGGACAGGAAUCCCAUGUAAGAGGUUUAGUUGAGGCUUCAAUAUACUCAAUAUGCUCAGGACAACAUUCUUCUUUAUUUUCUGAGAGGUUAAAUGAAGUGUAAAAUACCUGAGCCCUGAUUUUAAUAUGCAUUUUGGAUAGACCCUAUUUAAUCAGGUUGUUUAUGUGCGUCAUAUUUUUUUGUAAAUGUGUUUUCAUUUCCGAAGAUGCACGAUUUCUAUGCAAGUCUAGUCAAGCAGGGAUGUAUGUGCAUGUGUCUGCUAGGGCUGUAAUCAAAUCCAAAGAGGUUUGAGUCACAAGCAAGUCAAAUGAGGUUUGAUUUCAAGUCAAGUCCUAGACUAAAUAAGACUACCAAUCCUCCAUCUAACCUAUUUUUAAUAGUUUAUUAGACGUUCUAAGACAGGGGUAUCCAAACUUGGUCCUGGAGGGCCAGUGUCCUGCUAUGUUUAGCUAAAGCUUGCUUUAACACUUCUGCCUGGAUGUUUCUAGUAUACCUAGAAAGAGCUUGAUUAGCUGGUUCAGGUGUUUUCACCCCAUAGACUUUCAUUCAUACACACGCAAAUGCGUCAGACCGAAAACGCAAGCUCGUGCGACAAGUUCUUAAGUGUGACAGCGGCAAAACUCUGCAGGACAUGGCUCUCCAGGACCCAGUUUGGGCACCCCUGUUCUCAGAUAAUCCUCCCAGAGAAACAACAUAUAGGAUCAUACACUUACAUAGUCUUAACUCCUGCAACAUAAAGAUAAUUUAAAAAGUGCACUGAAAAGAGUACAACAACAUGGAUGAACCCAGAACAGACGAAUAACCAUCUUAGACCAGGGAUGGGCAAACUCAGGAGGGUCUUGCAAAGUUUAUCUCUAGUCUUAAUCAAACCAACACAAUGUCACGGCAAUUCGUAACUUUUUGAUUUAGUAGCUAAUUCGUACGAUUUAGUACGAUUUGCUCAUCCCCCAAUGACGGUUGGGUUUAGGGGUGGGGUUAGGUGCCAUGCCUCCUUCUUUUUAAAAUCGUACAAUUUCGUACGACUGAAAUACUUACUUACGUUUUCUCGUGAGAUCAGGCUGAUCAAACACACCUACCAAUAGCUUUCUAGUGAUCUUGAAGACAUACAUUAGCAUGUUCAGGUGUGUUUGAUUAGUGUUGGAGCAAACGAUGCAUCUGUGCUAGGGGUGUAGUGGUACGCUGAAGUCGUGGUUCGGUACGUACCUUGGUUUGGGGGUUCUGGUACGCUACAGGUUUGGUACAACAGGAAAAAAAAGAACAACAAAUUCCCAGUGCUUGCUGUGUUCUGUUUAUUUUGAACAGGCAGAAGUAUUUUGUCUCAAUCAGCUACAGAACUGAAGAGCUUCUAGAGAUGCAAAAGUACAAAGUAAAAACAAAAGUAAAAAAAAACAACAACACCAGAAAAACAAGAAUUGCAUAUUCAAUUUAAGAUUCAGGAAGCUACAAAACUGAAAUCUGAGCACCAUGUCCAUCCAUAACUCUGGGUGCAGUGGACAACCACCGUUCAGUCUUGUGUGUGUUAAUAGAGAAGGCACUCAGACUGACUUAAGUGUGCAUGAGAUGAGACAGAAUAUUGUUUUCUAUUGUUUUUCUAUGUAACCGUGUUUUAAUGAACAUGUAAGACUAUUAUACACUCGCGUCUUCUGCAGCACCUCGCUCAUGAGCACUGCAUUUUUAGACGCUGUGUGAAGAUAAAACAAUUUCAACUUUUACCCAUAGCAGCACUCAUUAAUGUCAGUUUCACGGCAGUGGAACAAACACAAGAACUUGGAUAUGGGAGUAGCAUCAUUAGUUAAUUUUUUAUGGCAUGACAACGCCAACAUGCGGAGCCACUUCUGAGCUCUGUACCUCAUGUUUUAAGAUGCAAAGACACAUUCUCUGUGAAUGUCUCCGCAGUUGUUGCACAGCUGUGGUGUUUUUAUUGUCUAACUCCAGUGGUUUCACAUGUGGACUGACUGUAUGUCAAAGUGCGUGAACCAAACCUUUACCCCCGUACUGUGACAAUUCGGGACAAAUACAUUUAUAAUUACACCCCUAAUCUGUGCACUAAUCCGCAACCCAUUUGUCAACAAAUCAGGUGAAUCCAGCAUGUCUGUGCAAGAUCAUCAACUGAUGAAGUUUGCAAAUGAUGGCGGCCUUUUGGGGGCCGUUCUCAUAUCACAUCUUUUCUAGAGUUUGCAUAAGUUCGUUGUUUCCAUUCCCGCAACAAGAGUCACGUGACAAGAAUUGAGCAAUCAGCUUCAGCUUGUAUGGAAUAAACACAUUUCAGUAAAACUAAGGCCCAAUCCCAAUUCUAUUGUGACAGGGUAUUCAGUGUCAUCAAGUGUCAGGAUGUUGUGGGACUGCUGUACAGGAGUUAUUAUGGAUUAUAGAUCGUGAAAUUUAGCUGGGUUUUUGCUUUUUUUUUAAAGCAUGACGGUAAAACACGAACACGGUUAUGAAUACAUUAAAAGGUGUUUGUUUGUCUUUAAAAAUCGUAAUAAUGACAAAAAAUGUUAAUUUGUGGAUCUCCUUCUGGUUUCAGCAAUGCUGCCGUUGUGGCUGGUGUAUUCUGGGAAAUUUUCUUACCUCUUGGUUUCGAGUGUUGUCCUGAAAAAUCUUCAUUCGAAGGGGUAAUCACCUCUUCCCCUUAGCCCUACACCUUCAAGCUAAAGAGAAUUGGGACACCCCUACCCCUUGGCAUGCACACACAAAACGAGGGGUAAGGGGAAGAGCUAAGGGGUAGAAUUGGGAUUGAGCCUAAAUAUCCCAGACAAACACAAACCACUCUUAACACUGAGGUGUUUUGUAAUAUUCUCCAUAAAUAAAACUUGUACCAGAGUUACAGCAAUUUUUUGUCAGCUUGUCAUCCUCCGAGAAAGCGUUGACCGGUCCGCGCUGAUAAAAAGGUUGAGGACCACUGCACUAACCUACGAACAGCGGUGAGACAGACAAGCAUAUCAAUAUGAAUGUGAACAUAUUCACUGAUGGUCAAGAUGAUUCGAAGAUCCUAAAUGAGUCAGUGUUAUUCAGCGGUUGUUGUCUGGGAAUAACAGACCUUGAAAUGUUGCAACUGACCAAUCAGAAUCAGGUAUUCUAGAGGGCUGAGCAAUAAAGUUUGAUAACACCAAUUAUCAAUAAUUUUUAUUUUUUUAACAAAAAUUACUAUAUACUGUAGGAAAUGUGCAGUUCAUUGCUUAAUCAAGUUAGUAAGUACAUUAAU